CAGCGUGAGGGCUCGCUUUGGUAACAGAAAGGAGACUCUCUGUCUUAAAAUACGCACCUCCUUGAGCGUAUCCAAGGGAAUAUUCCCCAUCUGAUCGUUUCGACACAAAGAGGGUUCUCCCAUUUGUUCUUUUUUUUUAUGACUCUGGCAAAUUAUUCUUACUUCUCUGGCAUGUGCAACAUGACCGCAGAGCCAUCGCCUGCAGAGGCAAGCCCCGAUGUCAUGUCUCCAAAUGUGAGCUUGGACUCGCCGCUGCCUCCCCCGCCACUGAUGCUGCAGGCCCGGCAUAAGGACAACAUUCUUAUCAAGUCUGAGCCCCAUGGGAGCAGCCCCAGCGCGGAGGACGGAGACGCAGUGGGCCACACAGAGGAGCACCUACCCACAGGCAGCCGCCGCAGGAAGAGGCCCGUCCAGAGAGGGAAACCUCCCUACAGCUACAUCGCUCUCAUCGCCAUGGCCAUUGCCAACUCCACCGAGAGGAAGCUCACCCUUGGGGGCAUUUAUAAGUUCAUCAUGGAGCGGUUUCCGUUCUAUAGGGAGAACUCCAAGAAGUGGCAGAACUCCAUCCGCCACAAUCUGACCCUCAACGACUGCUUUGUGAAGAUCCCCAGGGAGCCUGGCAGGCCGGGCAAAGGCAACUAUUGGACUCUGGAUCCAGCAGCAGAGGACAUGUUUGACAACGGCAGCUUUUUAAGAAGAAGGAAAAGGUUCAAGCGCACAGAUGUGAGUACCUAUCCGGGUUACAUGCAGAGCUCCAGCGCCUUUACACCAGCCACCAUGGGGAGGCCGUCCUACCCCAACACGCUGUACGCCGGGAUCGGGUCAGGCUAUGGUUCCCAGUUGACAGCCACAUCCCCGCAUCCAGCCAUGAUGCAUCACUACCAGACCCCCUCGGGGGUAUGCCAGGGGCAGCCGCGCAUGUUCAGCAUCGACAACAUUAUUAGCCAGCAGACUGUGGUGCAGGGCGGCCCGGUCGGGGAGCUCAGCACCCAGGCGCUGGGUCUGAGCGGCGGUGACCUGGGCUCCAUGACCUCCAGCUGCUCUGUAACCAGCACCGACCCGUCAGCGUGUUUCCAGAGCCAGACUGUGAACCCUGCAGCGACCAUGCUGGGCAGAAACAGCGGAAACCUGACCUCCAAUCUGGCAACAGGGUACCCAUACUCCGCUGCCUCUGCCUCUCCUCCGAACCUGCCCUCGAUGAGCCAGGCCGGGUUCUCCCCCGGCGGCUCUCAGGUGUACUGUUCGAGUAACAGACUGUCGCUACCGGCGCUGCGCCACGGCUCCUGCGCAGAGCACACGGAGCCACUACUGGGCCUCCCGAACCCCAUGAACUCCUACAACAACAGCUACAUGAGACAGGGCAACUUUACAACAGGAUUAGAGAGGUACAUGUGAGACAAUAUGCUUUUAGUUCAAAUAAUAUUUGCAAUGACCAUACGCGUAAUAAAUGCCAUGUUUGUUCCAUUGUGGAAGGAAUUUAACACGUUCAUAUUUAAAGAGGUACAAAGCCAUCUAUAUUCGUUUGGAACAUUCCAUCUUUACAUUGAAAAGUUAUAGAUUGCUUCACAUUCUUCAUAAUUCACGUUUCAGUUUGUUUGAUUAAAUGUUUCCUUCUGUUCUGUAUGUGUAAAGUGUUUGAUGUAGCUCAAGAUUUUAAGAUGAAAAAAAGUGUGAUA
Poecilia reticulata (guppy) is the source of this 1676-nucleotide messenger RNA. RefSeq names its product forkhead box E3 (gene foxe3). Gene Ontology annotation, biological process: cell differentiation; anatomical structure morphogenesis; regulation of transcription by RNA polymerase II. The record is from RefSeq and is a predicted model, not a curated record. Gene Ontology annotation, molecular function: DNA-binding transcription factor activity, RNA polymerase II-specific; RNA polymerase II cis-regulatory region sequence-specific DNA binding. NCBI's taxonomy places the organism in Eukaryota, Metazoa, Chordata, Actinopteri, Cyprinodontiformes, Poeciliidae.